UUUGCCUGCCUCGGCGGCCGCUGCUGCGUCGCCUUCUAAAGCGUUAUCGACUGCGUGCAGCAGCAAACAGCCGAGCCGAGCAGCCCGAGCCAGUCGGGAUAACGCUCGCGGUUGCGUCGGGUGUGUGGACUGCGCCGUGACCGAGGAUCGGUGUGUAAGGACAGCAGAGUGGCUUAGAGUAUCUGCGCCGUCUCGACAACAAAAGGUGGGGGAAAAAAAAGAAGAAAAAAAAAAAAGGGGGGGCAGCAGACCCGGCGUUUAGCACCGCACCCCGCGCUCAGCCUUUUGAACCUCGUGCCAAUCCUUCCCACCCGGCACGCACUCUCGGUGUUGUUGUUUGCCGGGCGUUGGAACUGCUCCCCCGUACAGCCUUCGUCGUGUGCCGGCGGUCGGAAGCAACCGUGUGGCAUGCACGGCUGUUCGCCGCGUGCUCGGCCGCCGAGCUGGUGCGGCCACUGAUGAGGCAUUGCGGACUACCGCGCGCGGUGCCGUCGCCGACGGUAUGCAGCAUCGGCCGUCGUGCCGCCUGGACGGGUGCCCGCACGACGUGGUCGCGGUGCUGCUGCUGCUGCUGCUCGCGGUGGAAGUGACACCGGCAGCGUACAUCCACCAAGCGUGCGACAGCGAUGCCGACUGCGCGACCGUGGCCAACACCUUCUGCAAGGGCAACGAAUGCAUUUGCCUGCCAAAGUUCAGCCGCAGCUACCCGCCAUGCAACCAAGGCAUCGAGCUUGGGGAGAGCUGUUCCCGGCACGAGAACUGCGAGGUGAACGACAACAACUCGUACUGUCACCACUCCAUCUGCCGCUGCAAACCGCUGUUUCGGCGGGUCCUGCUUGUCAGCGAGAAUGUCACCCGAUGUCGCCGAGGUCACGAGCCCCGCGAGUCGUGCUACAAUGUGGAAGACUGCAACGGCUCCAACUACACCUGCUACGAGGGCCUGUGCAGGUGCCGCGAGGGCUUCUACAAGGACGAAGAGACCGACGACUGCAGGCCGAGGCGGUACCUUGACGAGACAUGCGCCCGGGACUCGGACUGCGACAGCCUGGUCAACAACUCCUACUGCAGCAGCGACCACUGCGAGUGCAAGAGCGGCUACAUCCGCGAGGGCGCUGUGCCCGAUGAGCAGCACUGCGAGAUAGACAGGGGCGGACGCGGCGCCCUUAAGAUCCUCUUCGCUCUCAUGCUUCCGGUGGUCGUGUGCGCGUUCGUGUACCUGUACAGGAAUCGUAAGGUUAACCAGGCCAACAAGAACCAGUCUGGAGAGGAAGAGCAACAGUCUGCAUCUUCACCGGCUCCACAAGGAACAUACUCUACGGAUACUGGAGUUAAGUCUCCCUCGGUGAACACCCCGCUGUCACCGAUGCCUCCGGACAUCAUCACCGGCAGCCCCAUUCAAGUACGCACCACUCUGGCCGCGGCCACCAGGGGAAGGCCUCCGUGCACUUUCAGCAUCAUGGUCUGACGCGCUGGCACUACUACGAGGUCAUUCCGCAGCCAUCUCUGCAAACACGAGGAAGCGUCAAAGCACGGAUUCUCGACGUUCAUCUUUACGACCGCUGCAGGAUGCGCAGAAGCGCUCCCAAAGGCUGCAGCUUGCACGUUUGGCAACUUUGAUUCUGAUUUUAC
Messenger RNA from Dermacentor silvarum, 1629 nucleotides. RefSeq lists its product as uncharacterized. The transcript is spliced from 9 exons. Lineage: Eukaryota; Metazoa; Arthropoda; Arachnida; Ixodida; Ixodidae. Bases 503 to 1465 code for a protein of 320 amino acids. The record is from RefSeq and is a predicted model, not a curated record.